UGCUGAGUGUCACAGUGACCAGAUGGUGUUUCAUUACACUUACAGGGAUUAUUUUACAUCGAUAUUACGUUUCCAAGACAAUGCAGCGGUACAGUUUGUGUUCAUACGGCUUAUUACCACGUCUGCACAGCGUCUGGAGUGUGGCAGGCAGAGGAAGGCACCGUUGAAGCGACGCUCGACACUCGCCGCCUGUCAACAAUAACACGGGAGGCCGCGGGGAUCACUCGGUCACCACUGGCGCCUGUCUCUGUCUCUGCUCUGCCUCAGUGUCUGUGUGUGUGUGUGUGUCUACAUCAGGUCUAGCAGCACAAGAAAUGUCAGGGUGGAGGCACCGCGGCGUGUGCCAAUAGAGGACUGACUUGUUAGACCUGCAGAACACUAACCCAGUGGUGCCAACACUGUGACAUGUGACUAUCCACAAUGCCACAGCCCCAGGAAGUGUUGGCGUGCUUCCAGGUGUUGCUAUUCACCUGUGUGUUCCUGAAGGCUGCUAAACCCCACCUAGUGAAUCCCCUGAGACAUGCUGCCUACUUGCGGAGACAGAGGCUGGCCAGGUGCAGGCUGAGGGUGCGAAGGGUGUCUGUGAAGACCUUGCUGGGGAGAGCACCUAAGGACCUUCACUGCGAACUGGACUUGAAUGCCAUUGCUGUUGUGAGUGAGAGAGCUGCAUUAGGCCUUGAGCUGAGGAAUGGUCAGUGGCAGAGAGUUUUAUUCUUCCAAGACAGUCACUCCAAUACAAAGCACACAUGUGGUUUUUCCCUAUCAAAUCCUGGAGGAAGGUGGAUUCAGGUGGUUGUGAGUCCCGAUGUGGAUGAUAAUCUGUGCCUCGUUUCUCCUGUACUCCACCACAACCUGCUGGAUGCUGGCAGUGAUGCAGAUCAAGGGAUUAGUGUGGAUUUUGUGGAUUGCUACACGGGGGUUUCUUCAGAGGUGGUGAAGAAAGUCCUUGCAUUGUGGAAUGAAGUGCAAGGGGUUGACAUGAGCAGGAUGGGGAAUGUCACUCCUUGCCUUCCCAACAUGGCGUCGGAGGUGCAUGUCAAGGUUAUAGAGUCAGCGCAGUAUAAACGUAGCGGUGAAUUGGAGUCGUUACUUAUAGAUUACUUCAGAGUCCGCAAAAUUGUAUCAUUGGGUGACACUCUGGUCCUCCCUGUACCAAGCCAUCUUGCUCAUGAGUUGAUGCAAAAUAAUGCCAUUGUUCCUCCCAAGAAUAUUUACAUUAAGGUGGUGAGAGUCAUCGGGAAGUCUGGAGCGGAGACGAAGCACUGUGUUCAUGUAGCUGUUGGCAGUACAAAUCUCUAUCUUGCUGGCGCCACACUGUCUGCCUUCCCAUCUUACACGGAGAGUAUUAACAGCGAAGGAGAGAUAGAUGUCCCUCCUUUGCUGAGAGAAAUGUACUUUAAACUGCUGAAAAUCAUGCGAAUGGUGUUGCAAGAUAGAAAAACAUUUACCAUAGUUUCCGGUGACAAAGGAAGUACGUCAGCAUCCAGGGUAACCAGUAAGAGACCAAAAAUCAAAGCAAAUAUUAAAAACUCUAGUGAACUGGAACAUAAGGCAGCAAACCACAUCAAGAGUGUAACUGUGUUGAUUCUAAGUCUGCCUGGGCAAGGCAGUGAGCAGGUCAUAAAGUUGGCUGCCUCUGCCGUGGGUCUAGACAUAGUGUGGGUGAACUGCUGGCAGCUGCGGGGGGACACCAGCGGCAGCACUGAGGCAAAGCUGCGGCAGGUGAUUGUACGAGCAGCUUCCAUUGGCCCCUGUCUCCUUGUGCUACAGGAUGUCCACUGUUUAGCAAAGGACCGGGAUGGUGAGGAGGAUGUGCGAGUAGUGGCAGCGCUGAGGGAGGAAGCGGCAAAGCUGUGCAGUGAGGAGCCAUCUGUGGUGCUCGUUGCCACUGCCCCCAGCCGUGACACUCUCUCUGAUGACCUGUGGAGUGUGUGGAGCUACCAUGAGAGUAUGGGAGAGGCAGGUCUUAGUCAGCGGAGUGAUAUGCUCAAGUGGCUCCUACCCUCGUGGCUCUCGGCCCACCAGAGCCUCACCCUGGCCCAGCGCACUGCCGGCUUCAUGCUGGGAGACUUCAUAGCACUGGUGAAUGCUGCCAAGAGACGCUGCCUGAUGCGAGGGGCUGCCAAGGGGGAUGAGCAGCAGCCUGGCAGUGAGGGUGUGGGGCAACAGAGGUCACCGCCACAGCUCCAGUAUUGUGACCUCCUACAUGCACUGGAUGAGCUGCAGGCAAGUCGCAGUGAGGCUCUGGGGGCACCGCACAUCCCCCAGGUGCAGUGGGGGGAGGUGGGGGGCCUGGAGGGGGCCAAGCGGCAGAUCAUCAACACCAUUCAGCUGCCCCUGCGGUACCCUUCACUUGUGGCCAGCAAAAUGAGACACUCAGGUGUGCUGCUGUAUGGACCGCCUGGCACUGGCAAGACACUGCUGGCCAAGGCGGUGGCGACAGAAUGUGGCCUGAACUUCCUCUCAGUGAAGGGCCCAGAGCUGCUUAACAUGUACGUUGGGCAGAGCGAGGAGAACGUGAGGCAAGUGUUCAGGCGGGCACAUGCAGCCGCCCCCUGUGUGGUGUUCUUUGACGAGCUGGACUCCCUCGCCCCAAACCGCGGCCACUCGGGUGACUCUGGUGGCGUCAUGGACAGGAUUGUGUCUGCUCUACUGGCCGAGCUGGAUGGAGCAGCAGAUGCAGCAGACGUCUUUGUGCUGGCUGCCACCAACCGGCCUGACCUGCUGGAUCCUGCACUGCUGCGGCCCGGCAGGUUUGAGAAAUUGGUGUUUGUGGGUGUCUGUGAGGAUCACGAGGGGCAAGUGAAGAUUCUGAAGGCUGUGACAUCCAAAAUACCUGUCAGUCCAUCCACCUCACUGGAGAGAGUAGCCAGCCUGCUGCCACUCAGCCUGACAGGAGCCGACAUGUACGCCCUGGUGACUGACGCCCUCUACAUGGCCCUGCACCGCUGCAUCAGUGCAGUGCGGGCCGGCCACCUGCAGGAGGAGGAAGCGGAGGUGUUGGUUACUGAGGAGGACUUGCAGAAGGCAGCCAAGAGCCUCGUGCCAUCAGUCAGCACCAGGGAGCUGGCUCACUACCACUCCCUUAACACUGCCCACAGAUGACAGGAGCUGCUGUGGUGAGACUGUUGUUGUGUAAGGGUUGUAGGGAAGAGAGGGGAAGAGGAGGGUGAUCAGGAGACAGGAUGCUGCAAGAAGAGGAAAAACAAGACAGCAUGAGAAAGGGAGAGAAAUAGGAGUUGAGAAGAGGCUUAGUUUAGUUGAUCAGUUCUUAUUUGGGUUGAUGAUAGCCAGCCAGGCAUGUUGUUGUGUCUGUGUUCUGUCCUGUUGCUUGAUGAAUCUCGGUGGUUGUGCAGUGGCCAGCAUGCCUGGCAACAAAUCCAGACUGGGGCAAUGAGAGUUCAUGCACAGCUUGCCCAUCUCUUCAUACUUUGAGUUAGAUGAUGAAUGAGAAUACCCGAGGAAACCUGGGGAAGGUUGACUAGAAACCUGGAUGUCACAGUGUGGCCCAGUCUUCCAGGUUAAGAGACCAUCCACCAUGCACAGCUGUUGCAUGUCUCCAACCUUAUUUAAUAACAAGAGAUGCUGUGUACUGUAAGGCAAAAGUUGGAAUACACUAUAGUGAUGUGUGGCCUUUCAGCCUGAGGUCUCUUAAUCCCUAGAUACAGCGCCACUGUGACGUCCAGGUUUCCUCAGGUACUCAUUUAAUGACCAACCUACAAGAAGGAUGACAGCCGGGCAAGCUGUGUAUGUGGUGCCCCAGCUACCCACUGAAACAUCAAGCACAAUGUUGAAUAAGUAUACAUACUGCAGUAAUGGUAACAAAUGACAUCAUAAUAUUCAGAACUGUUCUGUUGACUCCUUUAGAAAUUCAACAAAUUUCUAUUUAAUAAACCAAAACAACACUAUGACACCACCAUAUCUGCAUCUCUAUAAUAAUCAUCAGAUGAAAGCGAGUUUUAAUCUAGAUAUGUAAGCAGAUAUGUAAGCAAGUCUCAUGAGGCAAAAUUACAGUACUAAGGCCCAUGAUGUGUAUAUCUAGCUACAUACAUACACCAUUGACUCCUGACCUGCUCCAUCGGUUGCAUUCCAUUCCAUAAGUCCUUGUAUUUUCAGAGGUGCUUCCUGCAGAGCAUGGAUGACAACUGCUGUAAAUGUAUCUGGGUGUAAAUAAAAAAAGAAAAA
Messenger RNA from Scylla paramamosain (green mud crab), 4185 nucleotides. RefSeq names its product peroxisomal ATPase PEX6-like. Gene Ontology annotation, cellular component: peroxisomal membrane; cytosol. Gene Ontology annotation, biological process: protein import into peroxisome matrix. The record is from RefSeq and is a predicted model, not a curated record. Gene Ontology annotation, molecular function: ATP binding; ATP hydrolysis activity. The transcript is spliced from 13 exons. The coding region runs from base 421 to 3105 and encodes 894 amino acids. NCBI's taxonomy places the organism in Eukaryota, Metazoa, Arthropoda, Malacostraca, Decapoda, Portunidae.